Molecule: messenger RNA, 732 nt
Organism: Vanderwaltozyma polyspora DSM 70294
Lineage: Eukaryota; Fungi; Ascomycota; Saccharomycetes; Saccharomycetales; Saccharomycetaceae
Gene: SNF7
Product: ESCRT-III subunit protein SNF7
Exons: 1
Coding region: 1-732 (243 amino acids)
Biological process (GO): late endosome to vacuole transport via multivesicular body sorting pathway; vesicle budding from membrane
Cellular component (GO): multivesicular body; ESCRT III complex; cytoplasmic side of plasma membrane
Source: RefSeq, a predicted model, not a curated record
AUGUGGUCAUAUUUUUUUGGUGGGUCAGCAGCAAGCAAAAGUAAAAGUAAGGAGUUACCAAAGAAGGCUAUUGUAGAAUUAAGAGAGCAUAUUAAUCUAUUGAACAAGAAACAAUCGCAUUUGCAAUCUCAGAUCAAUAACCAAGUGAUAGAGGCUAAAAAAUUUCUUAAUAGUGGUAACAAAGUUCAAGCUAAAAAUGCAUUAAAAAAGAAAAAAAUAUACGAAUCACAAUUAGAAAAACUAGAAAAUACCAUAGGUUCCUUGGAACAACAGUUAUUCUCCAUCGAAAAUGCUAACUUGAACCUAGAGACAAUGAAGGCCAUGAAACAAGGGUCUAUGGCAAUGAAAGCUAUACAUAACGGGUUAGAUAUAGAUAAAGUUGAAGAUACUAUGGAUGAAGUGAGGGAACAAGUUGAAUUGGGCGACGAGAUUAGUGAGGCUAUUGCUAGACCAUUAUACGUAAGCUCCACUGAUUUGAUAGAUGAUGAAGAAUUAGACGAAGAAUUAGAUAUGUUGGCUGAAGAAUCACAAGAACAAAUUAAUGAAACUUUGAUUGAUGUUAAAAAGCCUGCUGUCGCAGUACCUGCAUCACAAGCUAAGAUCGACUUGCCUAAUGUGCCUAAUGCAGAAAUUAAAAAUCCUGUAACAUCUAGUAACGACAUGAUUAAUGAUGAGGAAGAAGAUGAAGACGAACGUGCAUUAAGAGAAUUACAAGCAGAAAUGGGUUUAUGA